This is a messenger RNA of Limanda limanda (common dab), 1677 nucleotides long. RefSeq names its product acid-sensing (proton-gated) ion channel 2 (gene asic2). The record is from RefSeq and is a predicted model, not a curated record. Gene Ontology annotation, biological process: sodium ion transmembrane transport. Gene Ontology annotation, molecular function: ligand-gated sodium channel activity. Gene Ontology annotation, cellular component: membrane. The transcript has 10 exons. Bases 1 to 1677 code for a protein of 558 amino acids. Lineage: Eukaryota; Metazoa; Chordata; Actinopteri; Pleuronectiformes; Pleuronectidae.
AUGUGGGCCCCAGCCCCUGAGGCCUGGUUGGGAAAUGAAGCCUUUCCCGCGGCUGUAGGAGCGCUGUUGGCAGCGAUGGCCCUGGAGGGGCGCUGUCUCCGGCGGGGAUCCCCAGCCAUGAUCAGAAAGGGCUGUCAGCGACAUCCUAAAAGGCCAACUCUGACCCGGGUCACUUCUACUCUGUUGUCAAGGACACGCCUGCAUGGCCUGAGGCACGUUUGUGUCCCUGGUGGCUCAGUUGGCCGCAGGGCCUUCUGGCUGCUGGCCCUCUGCACCUCCCUGGGGCUGCUUUUAUCUUGGUCCUCCAACCGUCUACUUCACUGGCUUUCCUUCCCCACAUACACGCGGAUCCACGCAGAGUGGGCCAAAGAACUGGCCUUCCCCACGGUCACGAUCUGUAACAACAACCCUAUCCGCCUCUACAAGCUCACCAAGAGCGACUUGUAUUUUGCCGGCCACUGGUUGGGCCUGCUGCUGGCUAACCGGACAGUGAGGCCCAUGGUUCUGGACUUGCUUCAGGACGACCGUCGGGCCUGGUUCAGGAAGCUGUCCGACUUCAGGCUCUUUCUUCCACCCAGAAACUUUGAGGGAACCAACCUGGAGUUUAUGGACAGACUGAGCCACCAACUGGAUGACAUGCUUCUCUCGUGCAAAUACAGAGGAGAGCCCUGCGGAGCUCACAACUUCUCUUCUGUGUUCACCAGAUAUGGGAAGUGCUACGCGUUCAACGCUGCCGAGGAAGGGAAGACGCUCCGCACGACCAUGAAGGGAGGGACAGGAAACGGCCUGGAGAUCAUGCUGGACAUCCAGCAGGACGAGUAUCUACCAGUGUGGGGGGAUACAGAGGAUACAGCCUUUGAGGCAGGUGUGCGGGUGCAGAUCCACAGCCAGGCAGAGCCGCCUUUUGUUCACGAGCUGGGCUUCGGUGUGGCCCCCGGAUUCCAGACUUUUGUCGCCACACAGGAGCAGAGGCUGACCUACCUGCCUCCCCCGUGGGGAGAGUGCGAGUCGAAGGCCCUGGAGUCGGGCUUUUUCCAGGUCUACAGUGUAACCGCCUGCAGGAUUGACUGUGAAACCCGCUACAUUGUGGAGAACUGCAACUGCAGGAUGGUGCACAUGCCCGGUAAUGCUCCAUACUGCACGCCUGAGCAGUACAAAGACUGUGCUGAGCCUGCCCUUGCUAAACUGUCGGCCGUGGAGAGCAGUAACUGCAUGUGCAGGACGCCGUGCAACAUGACCCGCUACAACAAAGAGCUGUCCAUGGUCAAAAUCCCCAGCAAGACCUCGGCCCGCUACCUGCAGAAGAAGUUUAACAAGACGGAGAAGUACAUCACAGACAACAUCUUGGUGCUGGACGUUUUCUUUGAGGCUCUGAACUACGAGACCAUCGAGCAGAAGAAAGCCUAUGAGGUUGCAGGCUUGCUGGGUGACAUUGGAGGUCAGAUGGGUCUGUUCAUUGGAGCCAGCAUCCUCACCAUCCUAGAGCUGUUCGACUAUGCUUAUGAGGUGGUAAAGGAAAGACUACUGGAGCUACUGAGUCGGGAUGAGGAGGAGGAGAGUCAUGCGGAGGAUGUGAGUUCCUGUGACGCCGUGGCAAACCACUCAGAGUCCAUCAGCCACACUGUGACAGUCCCGCUGCAGACGACGCUGGGCACCCUGGAGGAGAUUGCCUGCUGA